AUGAAGUUUGCAAGAUAUCUUGAAGACACGCAGAUACCAGAAUGGAAGAAGGCCUAUAUAGACUAUCGAGGUCUCAAGAAGAAGAUAGCUGUCGUUAAAAGGGCGAAUGAAGCUGCACAGGAAAGGAAUUCCGACUCCCGUGUACGAAUACACGAUCAAGCACGUUCGUCUAUUACAGAACCAAGUCCUGGUACUUCAGCCCUUCGGCGAAGAAAUUAUGGGGCUGUUGGGCGUACUCCUCCCAACGCAAUCGGUCGUACCCCGCCUGGCGCUAAUGGACGCACUCCCUCGAUUACUAUAGGCCGCACUUCGGGAGGUGCAGGCAGUCUGCUCGGCGAACAGCAGACAAGGCACUCCAUUUCAGAGCAUGUACCACACGUUCUCACACCUCCAGCUGCGGCAAACCGGUCUGUAAAAUCAGCUCGCUUCCGCUUAAGCACCGACGAGCUGGGACCGGAUUUCGAGUUGCCCCCAGCAAUGACAAGUAUGGAUUCUCUCAAGGAUGGGACAAUUGUAUCUCAUGUCACUUCGAAUUCCACUGGGGCAGAAACUCGAAGGGCGCUUCCUAGUCGGGUUUUCAGCGGAACGUUAUCAAUAGUGCAAAGUCGCAAUAGCACAAUGAAGCAAUCUUAUGAACAAACAGGGCUCAAUGAUACGCCCAUUUCUGUACCAGCUCCUGCGUCUGUCAGAUCAAAUGCCGAAACGAGGGCAACCCCCCGUAAUCCUUUUAGUGGUAUGAGGCGACGUUUCACGACAACCUCACGCCACAAUGAUAUUGGUUAUUCACCACCAGAGACCAUCCAAGAGUUGUUAGCAGGGAUAGGUCCCAACGAGUUAGCAUUCUUCGCGGCGCUGGAUCAAGAGAUAGACAAGGUCGAAGCCUUUUAUUCAGAGCGCGAACGAGAUGCCCAAUUCAAGGUAGCCGCGCUUAAAGAACAAUUCCACGAGUUACGAGGGCAUAAACAACUAAGCAGUGUCGGAAAUGAAGGACUUUGGCCUGGAUUCCUUCAUCUCCUCGAUUCGAUCAAUAUAGCAUCCAUACCUAUUCCAGGUCAACCCAACGCGGGGAAGUCUGCAGACGCAUCCGCCAAGACUGAAACACCACUAUCCAACCCGCAAGCACACGUUAGUAGCAGUAUUGCACAUGAUCCAGAUGCCUACCAGCGCGCAAAGAAAAAACUUAAGAAAGCCGUUUUAGAUGGCUUGGAGCUUCUACAAAACUACAGAAUUUUGAAUAUGACCGGAUUUCGCAAAGCGCUCAAAAAGUUUGACAAGACUGCGAAGAUGUCCACUCAAAACCUAUACAUGCGUGAAAAGAUCGAGCCAUGCAAAUUUGCGUCUGGCGAUACCUGUAGUGGCUUAUUGAAGGAGAUCGAAAGGAUAUAUGCAACGCGAUUUGAGAAGGGAAAUGAAAAGAAGGCUCGUGUUAGGUUGCGUGCUACUAAUCGGCAAAGCACGCAUCAUUUUAGCACAUUCAGAUCCGGUAUGCUGAUCGGCUUAGCAUUACCGGCCCUUGCUAUGGGCAUAUAUUACUCCCUACAAGAGGAACGACGCGAAUUAAUACCGGAGUGGGCUGCUUUACUCCAAGUGUAUGCUGCUCUAUGUAUACCGGUCAUAUUUUCACUUCUACUCGGGCUGAACUUGGUCGCAUGGGCUCGCGCUCGCAUCAAUUUCAUCUUCAUCUUCGAGUUGGACGCUCGAACUGUGAUCGAUGCCAGAGAGUACAUUGAGCUUCCGGCUUUCCUUUUCGCCACACUCGCAUACGCGUUCUGGCUAUCAUUUUCUCGUGCAGGGGCUGAGACGGUGGCUCCUACGAGUUGGCCAAUUAUGUGGCUUGGCCUGACUGCGGUAGUUUUGCUAAAUCCGUUCCCUAUUUUUCAUCGAUCGGCGCGGUGGUGGCUUCUCAGAACAGUAGGAAAGCUCUUUGUUAGCGGGAGAACGCGGGUCGAAUUUACAGACUUUUGGAUGGGUGAUCAAUUCUGCUCGUUGGUAUAUACCAUGGGCAAUUUGUACUUCCUGGUCUGUGCGUACGCUGACCAUUGGCAUCACAUUGAACAACGAUGUCAACUCGGGCCACAUUGGACCAUUCCACUCGUGCUGACAGCACUUCCCUCCCUGAUUCGGUUGGUUCAGUGUGUUCGACGAUACGUUGAUAGCAAGAACCAUAUCCAUCUCAUCAAUGGUGGCAAAUACACUGCCAGUAUAGUCAGCUAUAUCGCGUACUAUGGGUGGAGACAUUAUGGGAGUAACCGUGAUUUCCGCAUGGGGGUAUGGAUCCUAUUUGCGACGAUUAAUUCAUGCUACACGUCAUACUGGGAUCUCAUGAUGGACUGGAGUGUCCUACAAGUUAAGGGUGUGCAGUACAAGUUCCUGCGAAAGGAAUUGGCUUAUUCGAACCACAUUCUGGCUUACUACGUCGCGAUUGUGACUAAUGUAGUUCUCCGCUUUAUUUGGAUUUGGUAUAUACCCAGCGGUGGUUUGCCAGCUGGGACAAGAGCAUUCAUGUUUGCGAUUUUGGAGAUGCUACGAAGAGUGCAAUGGAACUUCUUCCGUCUGGAAAACGAGCAUAUCGGUAAUGCUGAUCAAUUCCGUGUAACUCGAGAGGUGCCGCUUCCAUACGUAUUCACCGGCGACAGAGAUUCGGAUGAUGAGGACCAUGGAGCUGAGCGCCCGACUCGAAAGCUUUCGGUCCGACUUCCAGUAAUGAGUAAAGAUAGUAGUACAGAUGUAGAAGCCGAGGGGCAAUGA
Rhizoctonia solani is the source of this 2748-nucleotide messenger RNA. RefSeq names its product xenotropic and polytropic retrovirus receptor 1. NCBI's taxonomy places the organism in Eukaryota, Fungi, Basidiomycota, Agaricomycetes, Cantharellales, Ceratobasidiaceae. The transcript has 21 exons. Gene Ontology annotation, biological process: cellular response to phosphate starvation; phosphate ion transport. Gene Ontology annotation, cellular component: plasma membrane; cytoplasm; Golgi apparatus. The coding region runs from base 1 to 2748 and encodes 915 amino acids. The record is from RefSeq and is a predicted model, not a curated record. Gene Ontology annotation, molecular function: inositol hexakisphosphate binding.